CCAAAAAACCAAAAACCAACCAACCAAACAAAAAAACCCCACUUUUAGGGUCUGGUUUAAUAACUGCUUUGCAAGAAGAGAAAUAAUGAAAGGAACCGCAGACAUUCUGGAUGCCAGCCUGAGAAAUUUUCCACUGUUUUCUUUAAUAACACGCAGGCAUGCUUUUAUUGCUGGAAUUUCAGUGAGGAAUCUUUUCCGGACUGAAAUUUCAAGUUAUUUGGUGAGCAAGUGCUUGCUGAAAAGCAAUUGUCAAGAAAUAAAUUCUCAUAUGCAAGACUGUGCAUAAACCACUCUCAUGUUGGGUAUCAGCUACUGAUUAUAUUAGUUCAGUUUUUUGGUUUCCAGUGUGUUAACUGUUCCUGUUUCUACGUGAUCAUUGCUAGGUGACAAUACAUCUUUUCUUGCUUCUGGAAAUGGUAAUUGUAGACCAACAUUUCCAGUAAGGACUGUAUGCUACUAAACUAGAAAUCUUCAUUAUCCUAUCUUUAAUAUACAAAGGAGGAAAGAUAUUAGGAAACACAUCUUUUGUAAAAGAGUUAAAGACUACUUAAUGGUUAUUUUUUUUAAAUUAUUGUAGUUUCAGAUGCAAUGGUGAAAAUCAAACUGAAGGGAUCUACAGGUUCAACCUCAUUUGUCUACCUUAAAGCUCUUUUCUGUGUAUUCCUCCUGGCUUCUGCUGUAGCAAACACUGUGCUAGGAUGUGACUUUAAAUGACUUCUGAUUCUGAAGGUCUUCUGAAAAAUAUGCAGUGCUUGAAUGUUUGCUAAGGACUAUUGCUGAUGCAUGGUCAAGAUGAGUGGAUUAGGAGAAAAUUCCUUAGAUAGUUUGACUAAUGAGUCAAGGAAGCGCAAGCCAUUGCCCUGUGACACACCUGGUGCAAGUCUGGUCUGCAGUGGUGAGAAACGUCGACGUGAGCAGGAAAGCAAAUACAUUGAAGAGCUGGCUGAGCUGAUAUCUGCUAAUUUCAGUGACAUUGACAAUUUCAAUGUCAAACCUGACAAAUGUGCUAUUUUAAAAGAAACCGUGAGACAGAUUCGACAAAUAAAAGAGCAAGGAAAAGCAGUUUCUAAUGAUGAUGAUGUUCAGAAAGCUGAUGUAUCAUCCACGGGUCAAGGAGUUAUUGACAAAGAUUCAUUGGGACCUCUUUUAUUACAGGCCUUGGAUGGCUUCCUCUUUGUUGUAAAUCGAGAUGGGAACAUCGUAUUUGUAUCAGAAAAUGUCACACAGUAUCUGCAGUACAAACAAGAAGAUUUGGUUAAUACAAGUGUCUAUGGUAUCUUGCAUGAAGAUGACCGGAAGGACUUUCUUAAAAACUUACCCAAGUCUUCAGUUAGUGGAGUUGCUUGGGCCAGUGAAACACCUCGACAGAAGAGCCACACCUUUGAGUGCCGGCUGAUGGUGAAGAGCUCUCAUGACCCCUUUGAAGAUGGAGGUGGCUACCAAGACACACGUCACAGAUAUGAAACUAUGCAGUGCUUUGCUUUAUCACAGCCAAGAGCUAUGAUGGAAGAGGGGGAAGAUCUGCAGUCCUGCAUGAUUUGUGUGGCACGUCGUAUCACAGCUGCAGAGGGGGCAUUUCCAGCUAAUCCAGAGAGCUUCAUUACAAGACAUGAUCUUUCAGGCAAACUUAUCAACGUUGACACAAACUCAUUACGAUCUUCCAUGAGACCUGGGUUUGAAGACACAAUUCGAAGGUGUAUUCAGAGAUUCUUGUGCCACAGUGAUGGGCAGUCAUGGUCAAAUAAACAUCACUAUCAUGAAGCUUAUACACAAGGCCAUGCUGAAACCCCAUUGUACCGAUUUUCUUUAGCUGAUGGUACAAUAGUGACAGCUCAAACCAAGAGUAAAUUAUUUCGAAAUCCUGCCACUAAUGACCGCCAUGGAUUUGUCUCUACCCACUUCCUCCAAAGAGAACAAAAUGGAUAUCGACCAAAUCCUAAUUCUAUUGGGCAAAACAUCAGAACACCUGUGCCUGGAAACACAAAUUCUGUGAAUGGCCUUAUGAACAUGUCACCUGGUCAAGCCUUGCCAAUGCAGAGCAGGAGCUGUGGGAUGGGAGAUCCCAGUGCAAUGGCUCAGCUCAGCAGCACUCGAUAUGGAGGCCUUGGGAAUACAGGGCCAGUGAACCCUGGACCUGGAAUGCAGUCCUCUGCUUAUCAGAGUAACAGUUUUGGCUUAAAUAUCAGUAGCCCACCACAUGGUAGUUCUGGCUUAACUUCCAACCAGCAGAAUCUAAUGGUAUCUCCUAGGAAUAGAGGGAGUCCCAAAAUGAGUUCACACCAGUAUUCUCCAGUUACAGGUACUCACUCACCAAUGGGAUCUGCCAGCAACACUACCAACAGCACUUUCUCUAGCAGUUCUCUUAGUGCUCUGCAAGCCAUUAGUGAGGGUGUUGGAAAUUCCCUUUUAUCAACACUUUCUUCACCGGGUCCAAAAUUGGAUAAUUCCCCAAACAUUAGCAUAACUCAGCAAAGUAAAACAAGUACCCAGGACUCCAAAAGCCCUUCUGGUUUGUAUUGUGAACAAAACCAAGUGGAAAGUUCUGUCUGCCAGUCGAACAGCAGAGAUCUCCUUAGUGAAAAAGAAAGUAAAGAGGGAAAUCUGGAUGUAUCUGAAAGUCAGAGAGGACCAGCUGAGAGCAAAGGGCAUAAAAAACUGCUUCAGUUACUCACAUGCUCCUCAGAUGAAAGAGGACAUUCUACAGCAUCAAACUCACCUUUGGACUCGAAUUGUAAAGAAGCUUCUAGCAGCGUUACCAGUCCUUCAGGAGUUUCCUCAUCAACUUCUGGAGGGGUCUCUUCCUCCUCUAACAUGCAUGGGUCACUCCUGCAAGAGAAGCACAGGAUUUUACAUAAAUUGUUACAGAAUGGUAAUUCUCCAGCAGAGGUGGCCAAGAUCACAGCUGAAGCUACUGGUAAAGACAUGUACCAUGAUGCCAGCACCACAGCCUCGUGUAGAGAAGGCACUGCCAAACAGGAACAACUGAGCCCAAAGAAGAAAGAAAACAAUGCUUUACUAAGAUACCUGCUAGAUAAAGAUGAUACUAAGGACCCACUUUCCAAAGAGUUAAAGCCUAAAGUGGAAGGUUUGGAUAAUAAGAUGGGACAGUGUACAAGUUCUACAAUUGCUACUUCAAGUCAAGAAAAAGAAAUGAAAAUAAAAAUGGAGCCAACAGAGGAGAUGAAUGGAGACUUGGAUAAUUUGGAUGCAAUUCUAGGGGAUCUUACUAGUUCAGAGUUUUACAAUAAUGCUAUGUCUGCAAAUGGAAAUAAUCCUGGAACAAAGCAAGCAUUCUUUCAAGGAAAUGCCCUGUUGGGUGUGAAGAGCCCCCAGCCUGUGCAGACUGCUCGGCCACCUUUUAACAGAGCCUUGUCUUUAGACAGCCCUGUGGGCUCAGGUGCUUCAGUGAGGAAUGUCAAUGCAUUCUCCAUGUUACAAAAGCAAAACUUGAUGGGUGGAAGUCCAAGAAUGAUUGAAAACCAAGAAAAUUUUGCAGCAAAUCUCGCAAGCGCUCCCAACAGAAAUGUGGCAAUGAAUCAGCCUCAGUCAGGAGAUUGGGGCUUGCCAAACUCCAAAGUGAACAGAUUGGAAUCUGCAAGUUCUGCCUCGGUGUUGAGAGCAGGACCCGAGUUUAGUCCAACCCUCCUGAGGCCCCCAGAGGGUGCCUGUGUGUCUGGGCUGCCUCGCUCUAACAGCAUCUCUGCUACCAGGCCAAUGCUGCAACAGCAAAUGAUUCACAUGAGGCCAAAUGAGAUAAAUAUUGACAUGGGAGGGAACCCCUAUGGACAGCCUGGACCUUCUAACCAGCCUGGACUGUGGCCUGACAAUAUGAUGUCCAUGGAGCAAGCACCACGGGGUUCACAAAACAGACAAUUAGUUCGAAGCUCUUUGGAUGAUCUCUUCUGUUCGACACCAAAUGUGGAAGGCCAGAAUGAUGAAAGGGCACUUCUGGAUCAGCUGCACACACUCCUGAGUAAUACAGAUGUCACAGGGCUGGAAGAAAUUGAUAGAGCCUUAGGAAUUCCUGAUCUUGUAAACCAAGGACAAGCUUUGGAACCCAAACAAGAUUCAUUUCAAGCUCAGGAAUCUUCAGUUUUGAUCGACCAGAAGCCUUUGUUAUAUGGUCAACCCUAUCAAGGGCAAGGGGCAGCAGUGCCAGGUGCUUUCAGCAACAUGCAGGGACAGCAGGCAUCUUUUAAUUCGGUGAUGAAUCACAUGAGCCAAGGAAGUUUUGCUCUGCCCAGCGUUCAUCCACGAGCAAACGUGGCCAGAGCUCGGAGCAGCAGUGGCCCAAAGCAGCUGCGAAUGCAGCUCCAGCACAGGCUCCAGGGACAGCAGUUCCUGAAUCAGACUCGUCAAACACUUGAAAUGAAAAUGGAGAAUCCCAUCAGUGGUACCAGCUCUGGGAUGAGACCAGUUAUGCAGGCACAGGUGGGAUCCCAGCAGCAAGGUUUUCUUAAUGCUCAAAUGGUGGCUCAGCGUAACAGGGAACUAAUAAGUCACCAUUUUAGACAACAGAGGAUGGCAGUGAUGAUGCAGCAGCAACAGCAACCUCAAGCCUUCAGUCCACCACCAAAUGUGACAGCCUCAGGAAGCAUGGAUAGUGCUUUGACAGGCCCUCCAAUGGCUCCAGUUCCUUCACAGCAAUUCCCCUAUUCACCUAAUUAUGGAAUAAGCCAGCAAGCUGAUCUUGCAUUUAGUAGAGUAUCAAGCCCUCCCAAUUCAAUGCUGUCAUCAAGAAUUGGACCCUCCCAGAACCCUGUGCUGCAGCACCCUCAGUCAACACCAGUGUACCAAUCUUCAGAGGUGAAGGGCUGGCCCUCAGGAAGCAUGCACAGAAACAGUUCUUUUCCCCAGCAGCAGUUGAGCCAUCAGGGGAGCCCAGCAGUGUACAGCAUGAUGCACAUGAACGGCAGCAGUGGCCACAUGGCACAGAUGAGUAUGAACACCGUGCCUAUGGCAGGACUGCCCAUGGCUCCAGACCAGAAAUACUGCUGACAUCUAGAACCACAUCUUCAGACAAGAAUGGCUGAAUGCACUAGUGUUAGAAAGAAAAAUGACCCAUUCUUCAUGGCAAGUCAUACUGGGCUUACAGGAACCAGUGAUAAAUUUCCUCAUCCAGAGGAAAACAACCCAAAAAAAAAAAAAAAAACCAAAAAACCCUACCCAACAAAAAUACAUGUUAGUACAAGCAGCCUGUGUAUUACUGUAUGAUGUGGGGCACAAAAAAAAAAAGGUCAUUAAUAUUUUUUGGCACUCUUCCUCUAGGAAUGUGAAUUUGAUAAUGCCAAUUUAAUAGAUGUGAUGGGUUACACAUGAUCUGUUUACUGUAGCUGUCCAAAGCCCUUCAGCCCAGGCAGACAAAAGUGCCAGUGACACAA
Molecule: messenger RNA, 5381 nt
Organism: Sturnus vulgaris (Common starling)
Lineage: Eukaryota; Metazoa; Chordata; Aves; Passeriformes; Sturnidae
Gene: NCOA3
Product: nuclear receptor coactivator 3
Biological process (GO): cellular response to hormone stimulus; positive regulation of transcription by RNA polymerase II
Cellular component (GO): nucleus
Molecular function (GO): nuclear receptor binding; protein dimerization activity
Source: RefSeq, a predicted model, not a curated record